AUGGAAGAAAUCAAGAUCCCUUCGCCGUCCGCGAUUUUAGACAUCCCGCCCGCCGUUUCGUCGGCCGGGGCUCAUCCCAAAGCCUCGUCCACGUCCGCUCCAAGAACGGCCACCUUCGCUUCCAACGCGAGUCCGAUUACUAACAAACCCAAGCAGUCCAAAAGCCGUAAUGGCUGCAUUACUUGCAAGACAAAGCGACUGAAAUGUGACGAGUCCAAACCCACUUGCCUGCAAUGCAAAAAGCGGAAUGUGGACUGUGGCGGAUACAAAAAGGACUUCAAGUGGCGUCCCUUCGAAGAGACCAACGUUGCCCAGAAAGCCGGGGUUGCGAAGUCGAAAAAUGUCUCUUCGUCGCCUCCCUCUCACCGGCGAACCAACUCCGGUCCUGCAGCACCGCCCGCAGUAGCGCGCUCAAAAGCACGCGCGGUAGGCCAGGCAGCCUCACCAACCGGCCCCUUGGUGGAACCGAGGAAGCUGUCGAGUCCUGAUAAAAUCUCUUCCAUUCUCAACGCUUCGCCCAGUCACUCCACUGGGUCACUGCCGCAAACUGAUAUUACCCAGUUCGCAGAUGAGUUUCUCAGCCACCAUAGCCUAGGCAGUCUGGGUGAGGAUAUCAGUGCACCGUCACUGGCUGAGAUCACCCCUUCAGACCAAUCCCCUUGGCUCUCAGACAUAUCAUUCCCAGCUCUAGACCAGGAGGCAAGCCCUGACGGGGUUACGGUCGCAACGUCAGAGGAGGAUGUUCUCCAAGACGCCGAUAAUUUCAGUUUCGAGGCUCUUCUAGAAGGAGAUAAUGAUGAUAUUGAAGAGAUCGUGCGACAGUCCGACCGGGGCAUGGGGCCACCCAUCCCGGGACUCGGAGGACCGGAUUUCAUGUCGCAUCUUCAGAGCUUGAACGCUCCGCCAGAACUCCUCCAAGAGCCCCGGUUUGGAAUCGCAGCCCCCGAAAUGCUGGUGUUGCAAUUUGACAGAGUGACCUGCGGGAUACUGUCGAUUAAAGACGGUGCCCACGAGAACCCGUGGCGAACUUUGAUCUGGCCGUUGGCGAAGGAUACCCCGGCUCUAUACCACGCCGUCUUUGCUUUGGCAGCCUUUCAUUCCAGCAAGCAAGUCCCCGCGUUGAGGGUACUUGGAGUAGAUCAUAUGCGCCAGAGCAUCACCUGCAUGGUGCAAGACAUUCAGAAUAUGAGGACGGAUGCCGCGUUGGCCACGAGUCUGGCACUCGCUUUCGCCGACACCUGGGAUCAACACACUCGCACGUGCAUUCAGCACCUGCGGGGUGCGAAGGCGCUGGUGUCGCAGGUCAUUGGAAAUGGACUGCAGAGUGGGAUGAGCGGAACCGAUCUGGAAAGAGUUCGGUUCCUCUAUAACACCUGGUUGUACAUGGACGUGAUUGCGCGAUUGACGUCUCGGGAGGAUAGCGGGAAUUCAGAGCUGGACCUGUCGGUCCUUGAGCCCCCUAGUGAUGCAGUGCAUGAAAUUGAUCCCUUGAUGGGCUGUGCCACCACGCUUUUCCCACUCAUAGAUCGGGUUGUUCGGUUAAUUCAACGAGUCCGCAAGACGGAGUCCAACUCCAUCUCGCUUGUCUCUCAGGCCAUCGAGCUGAAGAGGCUGGUCGAGCAGUGGGAGCCCCCCGACUGGUUUGAACCGCCCGAGGACCCGACCUCGGAGGUCCAGCAUAGUAUUCAAACCGCCCACGCCUACCGCUGGGCAACCCUUCUUUACCUUCAUCAAGCUGUCCCUGAAAUGCCCUCGGAGUCCGCGCCCGAUUUAGCCAAACGGGUGUUACUUCUACUUGCCACUGUUCCUCCUAGUUCUCGGACGACGAUCAUCCAGAUGUUUCCUCUGCUGGCGGCCGGGUGCGAGGCAGAGCAAGAGGAGGACCGCGAGUGGGUAAUGAAUCGGUGGACUGCAAUCCAGACCCGCCUGAUGCUCGGCUCGAUCGAUCGCUGUAUAGAAGUUGUCCGGGAAGUCUGGACUCGUCGCGAUGCGUCCGAAGCAGAGAGACAGCGACGGCAAUCCCGGGCUGCGGGUCGUUCAAACUCCCAAGCUCUGCCUCGCGACGCCAUCGGGAAAGAUGGACUCUCGUUCAUGGGUUCGGGAUCAGGGGACCGCUCACCCAGUAACGCUGUCUACGGCAAAGACCCGUGGAGAAGGCCUUCCACCGACGAGCGAGCAGUUCCUUCCCGGAUAUCUUCCGUAAAUGCACGGCGAGCGUCGACCGCAUCGCCUCUUGAGAACAUAGAAUUCGAAAAAACGGUUCGGGGUAGCUUGCAUUGGGUGAAUGUGAUGCAGGACUGGGGUUGGGAAGGUAAGCCACUUCAUCCUUUUCAAUUCCCUCCCCCCUUCUCUUUUGUUAUUCUUCUUCUCGCUCUUUGGAACCAGUAA
Molecule: messenger RNA, 2388 nt
Organism: Aspergillus melleus
Lineage: Eukaryota; Fungi; Ascomycota; Eurotiomycetes; Eurotiales; Aspergillaceae
Product: Zn(II)2Cys6 transcription factor
Exons: 3
Coding region: 1-2388 (795 amino acids)
Biological process (GO): positive regulation of transcription by RNA polymerase II
Cellular component (GO): nucleus
Molecular function (GO): zinc ion binding; transcription cis-regulatory region binding; DNA-binding transcription factor activity, RNA polymerase II-specific
Source: RefSeq, a predicted model, not a curated record